Messenger RNA from Pseudocercospora fijiensis CIRAD86, 1580 nucleotides. Its product is annotated as rhomboids protein. Gene Ontology annotation, molecular function: serine-type endopeptidase activity. Gene Ontology annotation, biological process: proteolysis. Bases 1 to 1545 code for a protein of 514 amino acids. Gene Ontology annotation, cellular component: membrane. The record is from RefSeq and is a predicted model, not a curated record. The transcript has a single exon. NCBI's taxonomy places the organism in Eukaryota, Fungi, Ascomycota, Dothideomycetes, Mycosphaerellales, Mycosphaerellaceae.
AUGGCGGCGAACGACUACUACACCACGAAUCCCGCACAUCACCCCGUCAGUCCUUACCACGACUAUCCAGACCCAACCCAUGCGCCGCUGCCACCACUCCCGCAACAGUCGCCCUUUGGUGACGGCUCGCACCCAUAUUCACACCAGACUCCCGCGCAAUCUUAUUCAGGCUCGAAUGCGCGCCUAAGAGACGAUGCCGACCCCUUCGAUGACAACCAAGCCAUACCGCUGAAUGGCAGAAAGCCCAAGCACGACUCGGCCCACACUGUCUCUCCCAUUCUGCCACACGAACAAGACGAUCCUUUUGUGAGAGAUGUGCGUCCUGGGCGGAAAAGAAAGCGAGACACAGCGACACCAGACGGAGAACAAGGCUGGUUCAAGGGCAAGAUUACCUGGGUCGUCUACGUCUUGACCAUCGUACAAUUGGCCGUCUUCAUCGCCGAGAUCACUAGAAACGCCGUCCUUACAAAGUCGCCCAUCGAGAUACAUCCAUCCUUCAACCCCAUGAUCGGCCCCUCGCCAUAUGUCCUGAUCAACAUGGGAGCAAGAUACCAGCCUUGCAUGCAUACUAUGCCAAACGUGCAAAACAGCAGUAUUAACAUCUGGUGGCCAUGUCCGAACGCUACCGCUACCACCGGCGACAGCGUUACCUGCCAGCUUUCCGACCUCUGCAAUUUCAGCGCCGACCGCAACCCCAAGGUCAACGGCUCGUUGGACGACAAGCCAGCGCCCGAUCAGUGGUGGCGCUUUAUUGUCCCAAUCUUCUUGCAUGCCGGAAUCAUACACAUCGGCUUUAAUCUACUCCUGCAAUUGACACUUGGUCGCGAUGUUGAGCUGCUCAUCGGAAGCAUACGAUUUGCCAUAUUGUACUUUGCCGCCGGCAUAUUCGGCUUCAUCCUCGGAGGAAAUUUUGCUGCCACUGGCAUUGCAUCGACUGGCUGCUCCGGCAGUCUCUUUGGCAUUCUGGCUAUCAUCCUUCUGGAUUUAUUGUACAACUGGAGAGAUCGACAAAGUCCAAUCAAGGACCUAUUGUUCAUCAUUAUUGACAUCCUGAUCGCAUUUGUCCUCGGCCUUCUACCGGGAUUGGACAAUUUUUCGCAUAUUGGAGGAUUCGUCAUGGGUCUUGUUCUUGGUAUCUGCCUGUUGCGCUCGCCCAGCUCUGUCGCCCGACGCACAUCUCAGCUCGACCCAUUCUCCUACCAGCAGGUCAUGACUCCGGCCUCACGUAGCGAAGGACUGAAGAGCUUCGUCAAGAAUCCUCAAGGUUUCUUCAAGGACCGUCGCGGCGGUUGGUGGGCUUGGUGGCUCGUACGCGCAUUGGCGCUGGUUGGUGUGCUGAUCGCCUUCAUCCUCCUGCUCAAGAAUUUCUAUGUCUGGCGAACUGGCUGCUCUUGGUGCAAGUACCUGUCUUGCUUGCCAAUCACGGUGAGCGGAACGAAUUGGUGCAAUGUUGGUAAUCUCGACUUUACAUCCACGAACCAGACCACGAAAAGAAGCUUGCUUGAACUCACGAGGCAUGUAUUUGAACCAGCAAGGCAUUUGUGAAGGCAUUAGCAUAUGAAUAAAUUGGCAUUGCGACG